UGAUGGCACUACGCCAAGAUUCAGAGGUAAAUUAACUUGCUUCUGUUUACCAAUGGCGUCCUUGGAGACUGGUUUCUGAUGAAACAAAUUUGUAAACAACAGUUGAUUUCAAAUGGAGCUAAAGUAUUUGUCUGGUUUUGGGAAUGAAUUUUCUUCAGAAGACCCCAGGUGUCCGGGGUCGCUUCCGAAAAACCAAAACAGCCCUCAACAAUGCCCUUAUGGGACUUACGCAGAGCAGUUGUCUGGAACAGCAUUUACAGUUCCCAGAUUUGAGAACAAGCGGUCAUGGCUCUACAGAAUACGUCCUUCUGUUAUGCAUUCUCCCUUUGCUGCUGUUGACAUUAACAACAUCUCCAACGAUUGGAAAGAUAGAAAACCAAACCCCAACCAGCUGAGAUGGCUGCCCUUUAACAUACCUAAGGACGAGCUCGUUGACUGGGUUGAAGGACUCAACACUGUGUGCGGUGCAGGGGACCCAACUAUGAGAAGUGGUAUCAGUAUUCACAUCUACAUUUGCACCUCGUCAAUGGACAACAAGUGUUUCUACAACUCAGAUGGUGAUUUUCUGAUUGUUCCUCAACAAGGCCAUCUAGUGGUAAAAACUGAAUUUGGCAUCUUAAGAGUCGAAGUUAACGAAAUAUGUGUAAUACAACAAGGGAUGAAGUUUUCAAUCAAUGUAGACGGACCAUCUCGAGGCUAUGUGCUGGAAGUCUAUGACAACCAUUUUCAACUUCCAAAUCUGGGGCCGAUUGGAGCGAAUGGCCUAGCAAAUCCUCGAGAUUUCCUGACACCAGUAGCUCAUUAUGAAGACGUAGAGAGAGAUUACAAGAUUAUAUGUAAAUACCAAGGAAGUAUUUUUCAAGCUACACAAAGUCACAGUCCUUUCGAUGUUGUUGCAUGGCACGGGAACUACGUACCAUACAAGUACAAUUUAGCCAACUUUAUGGUCAUAAAUGCAGUUCAGUUUGACCACUGUGAUCCUUCAGUAUUCACUGUUCUCACUUGCCCAUCCACCAAACCAGGAACUGCUAUUGCAGACUUUGUCAUCUUCCCUCCAAGAUGGGCUGUCCAAGAACAUACCUUCCGUCCACCUUACUACCAUCGCAACUGUAUGAGUGAGUUCAUGGGGUUGAUCUACGGUAACUACGAGGCGAAGGAGGAGGGGUUCUGUCCAGGAGGGGCGAGUCUGCAUUCUAUUAUGACCCCUCACGGACCUGACCUUCAGUGCUUUGAAACAGCUUCUCGGGCCAACCUACAGCCUACCAGAGUGGCUGAUGGUACAAUGGCUUUCAUGUUUGAAAGUUCUCUGGGACUUGGACUAACUACCUGGGGAGAAAAUCUGUGUCAGAAGAUUGAUCCUGAUUACCAGAAAUGCUGGCAGGGACUAAUCAAAUACUUUAAGCCACCUGUGUAGAUUAGGUUAGUUUAAUUAAGUGAUUGUUAACCCUCCGAGUGUUCAUAGUUUAGGCCUUAAUGUCCGCCUAUUUUUGGCGCAUUUACAAGGUUUUAUUAAAACGGUUCUGAGAAGCUUAAAACAAUGUUAAUUCUACUGUUCUAUGUACCAUUUUGUUUGGAAAAUCAUGGGCUUCAAUAUUAUACAUAAAACAUAAGGAACAUUUGUUUCAAAAAAAUUUUUUAGGUAAAAAAAAUAUUUUGGAAAAUUUUCAAAAAAAAAAUAAGUUUGCGCUCAAUGAAAUUGUAUAAAUUAUAGGCCUAUAAAUAUUUGUUCUAAGUUUUAUGAGGAUUACAAAUAUAUAGUAAUAUAAGGAAGUAGAUUUGCAAAUAAAUAAGUUAUGGGCAAAAAACAGAUUUCAGUACAUAGCGUUUAGCUAAGAAUGCAUAGCCUAACCAUAGCUAGGAAUCUGGCUGAUAAUUUACAUCAAUAUCACUACCUACUUCUUCAGGAUCAUCAACCAGCCCUUCAAAAUCACUUAAAUCUUCUUAUAAUGCACCACGUAUAUCACUACUUUUGAUUUUUAACACUAAAACAAUGAUAAACGUAAUAAAACACAUCAGUCAUCGGUCCGAGGGUAACCUAGCUGUUUACAAAUACGCACGUCAGCUGUCUGCUACAAUUACGAUCGGCUCGGAGAACAUAAAGCGCUUAGAGACAGACCUCUGGAGAAAGCGUAGAAUAUAACGAAAAUAACGAUACCUAACUCAAUCCAGUUCAAUCCGAUUCAGUCAGUCAUAGAGCCUUCGCCGUAAAUGAUGUUCGUGCGUCGAAAAAUCGACGCGUGACACUACACAAAGUGUGUCGCGCGUCGAUUUUUUGACGAGUGACGCUCGGAGGGUUAAAGUUAUAAAUUAUUAAUGUAAAAGUGACUAUUAUGCUUUGUAUAAAAAGAUCAGGGGCUUAAGUCCUGAUUCAAUAAAUUGUGUAAUAAUAUUUUUAAAAGUAUAAUAAACUUGUUGAAUU
Macrosteles quadrilineatus (aster leafhopper) is the source of this 2419-nucleotide messenger RNA. It is a transcript of the gene hgo, whose product is annotated as homogentisate 1,2-dioxygenase. Gene Ontology annotation, cellular component: cytoplasm. Gene Ontology annotation, molecular function: homogentisate 1,2-dioxygenase activity. The transcript has 10 exons. NCBI's taxonomy places the organism in Eukaryota, Metazoa, Arthropoda, Insecta, Hemiptera, Cicadellidae. The record is from RefSeq and is a predicted model, not a curated record. Gene Ontology annotation, biological process: L-phenylalanine catabolic process. Bases 113 to 1414 code for a protein of 433 amino acids.